CUUCACUCCCCGCGCCUAUACUAUCCCUUAAUGCUCCCUCCUUUACCUCUGUGAGGUCAACUAUAUGUAAGUUCAACGUGGUUUUAUAUAGGACUUUGAUCUACAAAGGAGGAGGAGCAACAUUCAAAGAUAAGAACAAAGCGUGAAGCCAACAGUUCGAUAAAAUGUUAAAUUGGAUUACAGCUAAUAUGGAUUACCUGACAGGUGAAUCUGACCAUAUGGUUACAGAUGUGGUUUUGUCGACUGCACCGAGUCCUUCUGCUGCGCGCAAUAAUGAAACUCGAAAAGGUGCUGGAAGCUUUGGAACAAUUUUUUUAAUCGUGAACGCUACACUGGGAGCUGGAUUGUUAAAUUUUCCCCAAGCUUUCGACAGAGCUGGCGGAGUAGGAACUUCGAUAGUUGCUCAAAUUUUUUUCCUUAUAUUCAUUACAGUCGCACUAGUGAUAUUAGCCAGUUGUAGCGAUUAUACGCGCACCAACACUAUGCAAGAUACAUUUGCUGGACUAUGCGGACCUAAAGUGCUUAGAAUGUGCGGGAUCUUUGUAGUUCUUUACAGUUUUGGCUGUUGCUUAACGUUCUUAAUCAUUGUCGGCGAUCAGUUCGACCGAGUAUUUGUUACAUAUUAUGGACGUGACUAUUGUCACACCUGGUACUUAUCGAGACCAUUUAUAACAGUUUUAACUGGCACCGUGUUCGUAUUGCCGCUAUGCUUUUUUAAAAGACUUGACGUUCUGAGUUACGCGAGCUCUCUCGGUUGCGUGACCAUCGUGUAUGUUACGUGGUUGAUAGCUUACAAAAGUUUCACCGAUCAAAGCGACAGCGAGCAUAAAGUCAUAAAAAUUUGGCCAGACAACAAAUACGAAAUACUGCAUAUAGUGCCUAUUAUAUGCUUUGCUUAUCAGAGUCACAUGACAGCGAUACCAACUUACGCCUGUAUGCAGGACCGUAAUCUCAACAAAUUUACGCUGUGUGCUGUGAUAAGCAUGCUGAUCUGCUUCGGCGCGUAUACCAUUGUCGGUUAUUACGGCUAUAUCACGUUCGGCACUGGGAAUGUGCCGAGUGAUAUUCUACAAGGCUACACCGACAAAAGCGUUAUCCUGGCUGUUGCGAUAAUCGCCAUUGCCAUCAAGAGCUUCACUACCUAUCCCAUCGUGCUGUAUUGCGGCCGUGAUGCACUUCUUGGAAUGUUCAACGUGGACCUAGAUCGAAUCCGCAUCCGAGUUGGUGUCACGGUGGUGUGGUACCUCAUGUCGCUGAUCAUCGCUAUUCUGAUUCCGGACAUUUCGCAGAUCAUCAACUUGAUGGGAGUUCUGUCUGCGAUAUUUAUCUUCGUACUGCCUGGCGUCUGCCUGUUACAAAGCGUAGUUCUCAAGGAUCCGGAAUUGCAUUUGAACAAAGAUCGUUUCUUGAUUGCUUUCGCGAUCCUCUUAACCGUGCUCGGCGGUUUCGCGUGUGGCGUCGUCUUUGUCGAGGCUGUUCACGACCUGUUUAAAUCGCCGAUUAAACCGCCACUGGUCACCGGCUUUAGACAGCUCAAGGACAAUUUAUGCGUUUAAAUAUGCUUUAAGAAUUGUGCAAUAAGUGCAUGUGAGAUAUAUACGUGCGUAGUGAUAAUUUAUAUAGGAUUUGUAAUAUAUAGUAUAAUAUAUAGUAUACAAAAA
This is a messenger RNA of Pseudomyrmex gracilis, 1661 nucleotides long. RefSeq names its product putative sodium-coupled neutral amino acid transporter 7. Lineage: Eukaryota; Metazoa; Arthropoda; Insecta; Hymenoptera; Formicidae. The coding region runs from base 165 to 1556 and encodes 463 amino acids. Gene Ontology annotation, molecular function: amino acid transmembrane transporter activity. The transcript is spliced from 5 exons. Gene Ontology annotation, biological process: amino acid transmembrane transport. The record is from RefSeq and is a predicted model, not a curated record.